Molecule: messenger RNA, 6471 nt
Organism: Manis pentadactyla (Chinese pangolin)
Lineage: Eukaryota; Metazoa; Chordata; Mammalia; Pholidota; Manidae
Gene: PPL
Product: periplakin
Exons: 22
Coding region: 387-5639 (1750 amino acids)
Biological process (GO): intermediate filament cytoskeleton organization; wound healing
Cellular component (GO): intermediate filament; cytoskeleton; cytoplasm
Molecular function (GO): cadherin binding; structural molecule activity
Source: RefSeq, a predicted model, not a curated record
GGGGCCCUCAGCCAGGGGCGCGCCAGGCCAGCUGCGGUGGGACUGACUGUGCGCCCCGGCCCGCCCGGCCGGCCACGGGGAGGGGCGGGGUCCCGGCUAGACGCUUGGCCCCGCCCUCAGCCGCGGCCGGGCGCCGGGCUCGCGCGCGCAGGGUCCAGGGCGCACGCCCAGCGGCCCUGGAGGCCCCGCCCCGGGGAGGUGAGCGCCACCUUCUGCGGGAGCGACCCGGGAGCCUGCGGCCGGGGCGCGCCCCGCCCCUCGCGAGUAGUUUCCCGGCGCCGCCGCCGCGCCGCACUCGGCCGUCCGUCGCCGCCGCCGCUCACCUGCGCUCGCUGCGCGCCGGGCCUGCCCGCCGCCGCGACCCGCCGCCCCCGCCGUGCGCCACGAUGAACUCGCUCUUCAGGAAGAGAAACAAAGGCAAAUACAGCCCCAAGGUGCAGACCCGGAGCAUCUCCAACAAGGAGCUGUCCGAGCUGAUCGAGCAGCUGCAGAAGAAUGCCGACCAGGUGGAGAGGAACAUUGUGGACACGGAGGCCAAGAUGCAGAGCGACCUGGCCCGGCUGCAGGAGGGCCAGCAGCUCGCGCACCGGGACGUGACCCUGCAGAAGGUGUCGGACUCCGAGAAGCUGCUGUAUUUGCUGGAGGCAGACUCGGCCAUCGCCAAGCAGAUGAGGCAUCCCCAGGGGGACAUGAUCGCUGAAGACAUCCGGCAGCUGAAGGAGCGUGUGACCGACCUCCGCAGGAAACACAAGCAGAUCUACAGCCUGGCCGUGAAGGAGGUGGACCCGCAGGUCAACUGGGCGGCACUCGUGGAGGAAAAGCUGGAUAAGCUGAGCAGCCAGAGCUUUGGGACAGACCUGCUGCUAGUGGACCAGCAGGUGGAGAAGCACAAUAUCUUCCACAACGAGGUCAAGGCCAUCGGGCCUCACCUGGCCAAGGUCGGGGGCAAGGAGCAGAACAGUGACCUCCAGGCCAAGUACCAGAAACUGCUGGCAGUGUCCGAGGCUCGGCAGCGGCACCUGAGCUCACUGCAGGACUACAUGCAGCGCUGCACCAACGAGCUGUACUGGCUGGACCAGCAGGCGCACGACCGCAUGCAGUACGACUGGAGUGACCGCAAUCUGGACUACCCCAGCCGCCGGCGCCAGUACGAGAAUUUCAUCAACCGGAACCUGGAGGCCAAAGAGGAGAGAAUCAAUAAGCUUCACAGCGAGGGUGACCAGCUGCUGGCUGCCGAGCACCCCGGGAGGAACUCCAUUGAGGCGCACAUGGAGGCUGUGCACGCAGACUGGAAGGAGUACCUGAGCCUGCUCAUCUGCGAGGAGAGCCACCUGAAGCACAUGGAGGACUACCACCAGUUCCACAAAGACAUGAAGGAUGCUCGGGAGCUGCUGUGCAAGGUGGACUCAGACCUGGACCAGAAGUACAGCCCUGACUUCAAGGACCGAUUCCAGAUCGAGCUGCUGCUGCAGGAGCUGAGUGACCAGGAGGAGGCUCUGGACAAGUACGAGCAUGUGGUGCGGGGCCUGCAGAAGCGAGGGCAGCGGGUGGUGCCCCUCAGGUACCGCCGGGAGACGCCGCUUCAGCCCAUCCCUGUGGAGGCGCUCUGCGACUUUGAGGGCGACCAGGGCCCGAUCUCCCGGGGCUGCAGCUAUACCCUGCAGAGCAACAAUGGGGAGAGCUGGGACCUCACCGACAGCGCGGGUAACAAGCUGAGCGCCCCCGCCGUCUGCUUCGCGGUCCUCCCCACCGACCCCGAGGCCCUGGCUCUGGCUGACAGCCUGGACAGCCGGUUCCGGAGUGUGCAGCAGAAGGCAGCGGUCAGCAGAGGGGCCCUCCAGCAGCGCUACCAGGUGCUGAAAGCAGAGAACCCCGGAGAUGCUUCCGACUUGCAGGGGCGGCAGCUGCUCGCUGGCCUGGACAAGGUGGCCAGCGACCUGGACCGGCAGGAGAAGGCCAUCACGGGGAUCCUGCGGCCGCCACUGGAGCAGGGCCGCGCGGUGCAGGACAGCGCCGAGCGGGCCAAGGACCUCAAAAACAUCACCAACGAGCUGCUGCGGAUUGAGCCUGAGAAGGCGCGCGGCGUGGCGGAGGGCGAGGCGUUCGUGCGGGCCCUCCCGGGCAGCGGCAGUGCGCCCCUGCUGAGGACCCGGGCGGAGGACACUGAGCGCAGAUACGAGCGCCUGGCGCAGCUGCUGCACUCGGCCCAGGAGAAGUUAGAUGUCGCCAACCGCCUGGAGAAGAGCCUGCAGCAGGGCUGGGAGGUGCUGGCUGUGUUCGAGAACCAGCUAGCCCAGGAUGACACGGUGCCUGAGCCCGGCCACGCCUUGGACAGCAGGAGGCAGGAGCUGGUGGCCCUGGUCUCCGAGCUGCAGGCCCAGAAGCCCCUCCUUGCUGAGGUGGAGCGGAACCUGCAGGCAGCCAGGCAGUGCUGCAGCUCACUGGCCAGCCGCUUCCAGGAGCACUGCCCCGACCUGGAGCGCCAGGAGGCCGAGGCGCACAAGCUGCACCAGCGCUUCGACAGCCUCCGCCAGCAGGCUGAGCUCAGGGCCCAGAGCCUGCAGAGCGCCAGGGCCGCUUACGACGACUACCGCGCUGGCUGCGACCGUGUGCUCCAGCUCCUGUCCCGCACCCCCAGCUACGAGCCCCGGGAGACAGACAGCCUCAGCCAGGUGGAGACCAAGCUGAACAAUCAGAAGAACCUGCUGGAUGAAAUAGCGGGAAGGGAGCAGGAGGUGCAGAGCAUCUGCGCCCUCUCCCAGCGGUACCAGCAGGCUGUCAAGGACUAUGAGUUAGAAGCAGAGAAACUCAGGUCCCUUCUUGACUUGGAGAACGGAAGGAGCGGCCACGUGAGCAAGAGGGCCCGGCUGCAGUCCCCCGCCGCCAAAGUGCGGGAGGAGGAAGCGGCUCUUACUGCCAAGUUCGCUGAAGUCAACGCCAUCAACAGACAGAGACUGCAGAACCUAGAGUUUGCUCUGAAUCUACUGAGACAGCAGCCAGAGGCAGGCGUGACCCAUGAGGCCCGGCAAGGGAGCCAGCCGGGCUCGGGAGGGGAGGAGACGUGGAGGCUUCAGAAGGAGCUGGAUGAGGAGUCCGAGCGGAGGCAGCAGCUGGAGAAAGAGGUCCGGAGUGUCCGGGAGGAGGUCCAGGUUCUGCAGAAUCAGAGCCCCCAGGAAUUGGUGGUGAGGAAGGAGGUGCUGAAGAAGGUGCCGGAGCCUGGGCUGCAGGAGAGCUUCCAGCAGAUGCAGCGGACUCUGGCGGACGAGCAGCACAAGAACCAGCUGCUGCGGGAGGAGCUGCAGGCGCUGCGGCAGCGGCUGCGCGCCCUGGAGCAGGAGGCUGCGGGCGGGGGGCAGGAGUUCGUGGUCACGGAGGUGCUGCGCAUCGAGCCGGACAGAGCCCAGGCGGACGAGGUCCUGAGGCUGCGGGGGGAGCUGGAGGAGCUGCGGCGGCAGAAGGGCACCCGGGAGGCAGAGGCGGCCCUCCUGCAGCGGCGCAUCACCGCCCUGGCCCGGGAGAAGGACCGGGCGCAGGAGAGGGUCACCGAGAAGGAGGUGGUGAAGCUGCAGAAUGACCCCCAGCUGGAGGCGGAGCUCCAGCAGGUGCAGGAGGACCAGGAGCGGGAGGCCAGGCUCCGGGAGACGCAGGAGGAGGAGCUGAGCUUCCUCCAGGACAAGCUCAAGAGGCUGGAGAAGGAACGGGCUAUGGCUGAGGGGAAGAUCACAGUCAAGGAGGUGCUCAGGGUGGAAAAGGAUGUGGCCGUGGAGAGGCAGGUCGGUGACCUCAAGCGCCGGUACGAGGACGAGGCUGCCAGGGCCCGCGCCAAGCAAAGGGAGAAGACUGAGCUGUGCCGCAAGAUCUGGGCCUUGGAAGAGGAAAAUGCCAAGGUGGUGGUGCAGGAGAGAGUGCGCGAGAUCGUCCGGCCCGACCCGCGGGCCGAGCGGGAGGCGGCGGACCUGCGCCUGGAGCUCGUGGAGCAGGAGCGCAAGUACCGGGGCGCCGAGGAGCAGCUGAAGAGCCACCGGAGGGAGCUGGAGGCGCUCCGGCAGCGGGGCCCCCAGGUGGAGGUCAGGGAGGUGACCAAGGAAGUCAUCAAGUACCAGACCGACCCCGAGGUGGAGGAGGAGCUUCAGAGGCUCAGGGAGGAGAUCGUGGACAAGACCCGGCUCAUCGAAAGGUGCGGCCUCGAGAUCCACCAGCUGAAGCGAGAGAUCCAGUCCCUGAAAGACACCAAACCCCAGGUCCAGACCAAGGAGGUGGUCCAGGAGGUCCUCCAGUUUCAGGAGGACCCCCAAACCAAAGAGGAAGUAGAGUGUUUGAGGGCCAGACUGUCAGAGGAGCAGAAGCAGCAGGUGGACCUGGAAAGGGAAAGGGCUUCCCAGGAGGAGAAGGUCGCGCAGAAGGAGCAGGAGCUUGCCCGGGUGAGGGAGAAGGUGGUCCAGCAGGAGGUGGUCAGGUACGAGGAGGAGCCCGGGCUGCGGGCCGAGGUGGACGCCUUCACGGAGAGCAUCGACGUGGAGCUGCGGCAGAUCGACCGCCUCCGCGGGGAGCUGCGGCGGCUGCAGCGCCGGCGGGCCGAGCUGGAGCAGCAGCUGGAGGAGCUGCCGCGGGAGCGGCAGGCGCGCAGGGAGGCCGAGCUGGAGGUGCAGCGCCUGAAGCGGCGGCUGGCUGAGCUGGAGGAGGAGGAGGGGGAGGCCCGGGGGGCGGUGGUGCCGCGGCAGGACCCCCAGCAGGCCGGGGAGCACGCUGUGCUCAAGCUGCAGCUGGAAGAGGAGCGGCACCGGCGGCAGGUCCUGCACAGCGAGCUCGAGACCCUGAGAAGGCAGCUCGCCGCCCUGGAGAAGGCGGAGGUCAGGGAGAAGGCGGUCUUCUCCGAGCGCGUCCGGGUGGAGAAAGGCGACACGGAGCAGGAGAUCCAGGAGCUCAAGGGCAGCCUGGAGGAGGAGAGGCGGGGCACGCGGGAGCUGGACGCCGACGUGAGCCGGCUGGAGGCCAGGCUGUCGGAGCUGGAGUUCCGUAACUCCAAGUCGUCCAAGGAGCUGGACUUCCUGAGGGAAGAGAACCACAAACUGCAGCUGGAGCGGCAGAACCUGCAGCUCGAGACCCGAAGGCUCCAGUCAGAGAUUGAAAUGGCAGCGACAGAGACCCGGGACUUGCGACACUUGGCCGCGGGGGGCUCGGUGGGGAGCCCCGACUCCCGACUCUGGUCCCUGGAGCAGGAGCUGGACGCCCUCAGGAGGCUGUCCAAGGACAAGGACCUGGAGAUCGGCGAGCUGCAGAAGCGCCUGGGCUCCACGGCCGUCAAGAGGGAGCAGCGGGAGAACCACCUGCGGCGCUCCAUCGUGGUCAUCGACCCCGACACCGGCCGGGAGCUGUCCCCGCAGGAGGCCCACCGGGCCCGUCUCAUCGACUGGAACAUGUUUGUGAAACUCAGGAGCCAGGAGUGUGACUGGGAGGAAAUAUCGGUGAAGGGUCCCAACGGGGAGUCCUCGGUGAUCCAUGACCGGAAAUCCGGCAAGAAGUUCUCCAUUGACGAGGCCCUGCAGACCGGAAGGCUGAGCCCGGCUCAGUAUGACCGCUACGUCAACAAGGACAUGUCCAUCCAGGAGCUGGCUGUCCUGGUGUCUGGGCAGAAGUAGCCACCACCCUGCCCUCUGCCUCCAUGGAGGCAGACAGCUGGCUCUCCUGCCCAGUGCCCUCCUCCCUGGCCCUGGGUGGGCUCCCGGUCCAUGCAGAGCCAAGCGUGCUACCCACACCCUCGCCGUCAGGCUGCUCAGAGCCCGCACACCAAUCAGCAGGACGGGCACUGGCCGGACUGUCGCUCAGCCUGGGUGACUGACCUGCUUUUCCUCCGAUGAUGUGGCAGCCACCCUGCCCGUCUUUUCCCUCCUUUUCCUACAGUGGACUGCAGUGGUCUCAAUAGGCUCCUGGUGUGGCACCUGGGAGCAAUCCAAACACUAACGCAGGUGACUAAGGCGGACAAGCCCCCUCCACGGCAGCAGCCUUCACACCCGGGUGGGGGCUCCAGGGCAGAAAGGCAGCCACCACACACCUUCCUCUUCAUCAGAGGACUAGGCCCCUCCGGGAUUCUGGCUCAGAGCUGACCUCCUGCCCCAGGCCCUCUGGGGAGGCAGAUCAGGGCCCUGCCCCAGAAGACGGCAAAGAAAACACAAGUGUCUGGCCCUUGGUGCCAGAGUGAAGGUGUCCUGUCAGCCGGCCUGUCCAGGAAAAGGCACCAUCGUCAGCGUGUCUGGCUCUGCAGUGACUUUCACCGUGGACAGUGCUGCAGUCAGUCUCAGCGUCAGCGCCUUGCAAGCCUCGCUUAUCGUCUCGUUGCUGAGGUGCACUACCCAGUGGACUUCUCGCCGGAUGAAUUUCAGGUUCUCUCUGUCUCAUGUAUUAUGUGGGAAAACGGGAAGUAGGGAACUCUAUUGAUAGCACAAAAAUAAACACCUGGUGGCUUGAUUCUGA